Ziziphus jujuba (common jujube) is the source of this 1707-nucleotide messenger RNA. RefSeq names its product phloretin 4'-O-glucosyltransferase. The transcript has a single exon. The record is from RefSeq and is a predicted model, not a curated record. NCBI's taxonomy places the organism in Eukaryota, Viridiplantae, Streptophyta, Magnoliopsida, Rosales, Rhamnaceae. Gene Ontology annotation, molecular function: UDP-glycosyltransferase activity. Bases 261 to 1658 code for a protein of 465 amino acids.
UAUUCACGAGUACGGCAAUAAGACAUCUCAUUUUCGUCACUCCCAUAGUUACUUUAUUUCAAGAGAAACGAAAAAAAAAAAAAAAAACAAAAAAGCAAACAGACCAACAAACAACCCUUAUUUAAUAUUUACCUUCCUCACCACGCAUAUAAAACAAUUCCACUUUCUUCAUCUUAAACCCCAUAAUAAACCCAUCACCAACUCAAAGAUUUACAAGUCAAGUGCCAUCACGCGCCGCCUUCUAAUCCCAAAAGCCAUCAAUGGUGGAUCUCCGGCGAAGACCCCGAUUCCUCCUUGUCGCCUUUCCGGUACAAGGCCACAUAAAUCCAGGCCUUCACUUUGCAAAGCGAAUUAUAUCUAUCGGAGCACAUGUCACCUUCGUCACCGCUCUCUCUGCUCACCGCCGCAUGUCCACCGGAGGUUCAACAACGGUUCCUGGACUGUCUUUCGCACCCUUUUCCGAUGGCUACGAAGACGGGUUUAAACCUGGUGUCGAUAGGGAACACUACCUGUCGGAGAUCAGCCGUUGUGGUUCCAAACAUCUCUCCGAUCUCAUCCUUUCAGGGGCCGGCGACGGCCAACCAUUCACCGGUUUAGUCUCUACCAUCUUCAUGCCAUGGGCAUUGGAGGUUGCCCAUGAACUUCAACUCCCUUCGGCUCUUCUCUGGGUUCAACCAGCAGCUGUAUUCGACCUAUUCUUCUACUUCUUCCAUGGCUAUGGCGAUCUGAUCAAGAACAAUAGUAAUAACCCUUCAUGUUCGAUAGAAUUACCAGGACUGCCACUGAAGUUCACUGGCCCUGAACUUCCUUCCUUCUUGCAUGCUUCUAACACAGACAUUUUGGGUCUAAAAAUAUUCGAAAACCAGUUCGAAUUGCUUGAUAAAGAAAAAAACCCAAAAGUGCUUGUGAACACCUUCGAUGGUUUAGAGACAGAGGCUUUAAGAUCAAUCAGAAAGUUCAAUUUGAUCGGAAUCGGACCGUUGAAUAUUCCUUCUGAUACUUCAUUUGGAGGUGAUCCUUUCCAAAUCUCAGAGGAUUAUAAAGAAUGGCUGGAUUCAAAGCCGAAAAGAUCAGUGAUUUAUGUGUCUUUUGGGAGUAUCUGUGUUCUGUCAAAUCCACAAAUGGAGGAAAUUGGAAGAGCUUUGUUGGAUUUUGGCUCUCCAUUUUUGUGGGUUAUGAGAAGGAAACAAAAAGUACAGGAAAAUGGCAAAGAAAAAGAGGAAGAGGAAGUCAGCUGCAGAGAGGAAUUGGAGAAGCUUGGGAAAAUAGUUCCAUGGUGUUCUCAGCUGGACGUUUUAUCAAACACUUCAUUGGGUUGCUUCGUGACACAUUGUGGAUGGAAUUCCACAUUGGAGAGCUUGGUUUGUGGGGUUCCAAUGGUGGCUUUCCCACAGAGAGUAGAGCAAGGAACAAAUGCUAUGCUGGUGGAAGAUGUUUGGAAAACGGGGUUGAGAGUGAAGGCAAAUAAGGAAGGGAUUGUUGAAAGACAUGAGAUUAAGAGGUGCUUGGAAUUGGUUAUGGAAGAUGAAGAAAUUGGGGAAAAAAUUACCAGGAAUGCUAAGAAAUGGAAGGAUUUGGGUAGAGAAGCUGCCAUGGAAGGUGGUUCUUCUGAUAAGAAUUUAAAGGCUUUUUUGAAGAUGAUUCAAGAGAAGGUAUAACCCUUUUUUUUUUUUUUUUUUUUUUUUUUUUGGUUGGGGAAUUGAAUGG